CAAAUUUCGGACGAGAAGAAUACUAGUCAGUAGCGUACUGCUCCCUCUCUCGAUCGGCACCUGCAUGCUGUAUCUAUAUAACGAUGGCCAUAUCUCGCUCGCAGAAGCAAGUAGCAGCUACAUACGUCGUCCUCCAUUAAUAUUGGCAGCAAGCUAGGAUCAUCAGCAUCUGAGCUUAUAUAUUACUACAUCGAUCGGUUGCCAAAUGGCGGGGAUGACAGUCGGCAAUAAGCUGGCGCUGGCUGCGGUGCUGCUGUGCGCGGCGGCGGCCAUGGCCACGGCGCAGCAGGCCUCCGGCGUGCGCGCCACCUACAACUUCUACAACCCGCAGCAGAACAACUGGGACCUCAACGCCGUGAGCGCGUACUGCGCGACGUGGGACGCCAGCAAGCCGCUGUCGUGGCGCAUGAAGUACGGCUGGACGGCCUUCUGCGGGCCCGCCGGCCCCACCGGCCAGGCCGCGUGCGGGCAGUGUCUUCUGGUGACUAACACUGCGACGGGGGCGUCCAUCACGGUGAGGAUCGUGGACCAGUGCAGCAACGGCGGCCUGGACCUGGACUACGACACGGCGUUCAAGCCCAUCGACACCAACGGCCAGGGCUUCCAGGCCGGCCACCUCACAGUCAACUACCAGUUCGUCAACUGCGGCGACAACUGAACUGAUAGAUUAUUCACCUGUGCAUGCACCUAUAUGUACUAGCACCACUAUUCCAAGAGUUAUAUGGAUGUGAUCCCACACGUAAGAGCCAAUAAAACAUAUAUACGCCCAGUGGAAUAAACUGAAUUACCUAAGUACUCUCGACUACUCAUGUAUCUAUGUCUCACGAAAUACUACCUCCGUUGUCCGUUCUCAAA
Zea mays is the source of this 855-nucleotide messenger RNA. RefSeq names its product barwin. Gene Ontology annotation, molecular function: RNA nuclease activity. The record is from RefSeq and is a predicted model, not a curated record. The coding region runs from base 206 to 658 and encodes 150 amino acids. Gene Ontology annotation, biological process: defense response to fungus; defense response to bacterium. Lineage: Eukaryota; Viridiplantae; Streptophyta; Magnoliopsida; Poales; Poaceae. The transcript has 2 exons.